This is a messenger RNA of Labeo rohita (rohu), 3409 nucleotides long. RefSeq names its product abhydrolase domain containing 13 (gene abhd13). The coding region runs from base 234 to 1247 and encodes 337 amino acids. The record is from RefSeq and is a predicted model, not a curated record. Gene Ontology annotation, cellular component: membrane. Gene Ontology annotation, molecular function: palmitoyl-(protein) hydrolase activity. The transcript has 3 exons. Lineage: Eukaryota; Metazoa; Chordata; Actinopteri; Cypriniformes; Cyprinidae.
GCGACACCAGUGUACAGCAGCAGUCCGGCUAGAUUUGCUGCUAGCCAGAGAGGAUCAGCUGAUAUUUUACGGGAUGUUCGUAUAGAUGACCAUUUCACCUGCUCGUAAGCUCAGCUCUCUGAAGAUGUGCCGCUGAAGAAUGCGAUAGAUAGAGUGGAUGUGCCACAUUCAAAGUUGUUGUAAAAUAAAUUACGCCUGCAGUGAGUUCGGAGACUCUUGUCAUCCCGGUUGUCAUGGAGAAGCCAUGGAGGUUAUGGGGGGCAUUGGAGGCGUGUUUGCUGACCAUGUGCGCCUGGUCCUGGGGAGUCUGCCGUGUCUCCCUGCUGGCCCUCAUUCUGACCUUCCACUUGUACGGAGGCUUCAUCCUGCUAGGACUCAUCCUGGCCUCUGUGGCCGGCAUCCUGUACAAGUUCCAGGACGUGCUGCUCUACUUUCCCGACCAGCCCUCAUCCUCGCGGCUUUACGUCCCCAUGCCGACGGGAAUUCCCCACGAAAACGUGUACAUCCGCACCAAAGACGGUGUGCGGCUCAACCUCAUCCUGCUCCGCUACACCGGUGAAAACCCUGCCGCUGCUCCCACCAUUUUAUAUUUCCACGGCAAUGCGGGGAACAUCGGCCACCGCGUCCCGAACGCACUGCUCAUGCUAGUCAACCUGAAGACCAACGUGGUACUGCUGGACUACAGAGGCUACGGAAAGAGCGAAGGAGAACCUAGCGAAGAGGGCCUGUACCAGGACGCCGAGGCCACCUUGGAUUACAUCAUGACCCGGCCGGACAUCGACAAGACCAAGGUGGUGCUAUUCGGCCGCUCGUUGGGUGGCGCCGUGGCCAUCCGUCUGGCAUCGUGUAACCCGCAUCGAGUGGCCGCCAUCAUGGUGGAGAACACUUUCUUGAGCAUCCCGCACAUGGCGGCCACGCUGUUCUCUUUCUUCCCCAUGCGUUACCUACCGCUCUGGUGCUACAAGAACAAGUUUCUGUCCUAUAGACAUGUGGCGCUGUGCCGUAUGCCGUCUCUCUUCAUUUCGGGCUUAUCAGACCAACUCAUCCCUCCGGUGAUGAUGAAACAGCUGUACGAGCUGUCGCCGUCUCGGACUAAACGCCUCGCCAUUUUUCCCGAGGGGACGCACAAUGACACCUGGCAGUGCCAGGGUUAUUUUGCCGCCCUAGAGCAGUUUAUGAAAGAGCUUCUUAAAAGCCAUGCCCGAGAAGAGACGGCCCAGGGGACGGCUAACGUCACCAUAAUCUAGAACAGUAACUAUUGUUGACUGCUCUAAAUCUGGACCCUCUCAGAUAGAAUGUACAAUUUAUUCUCUCUUUUUUAUUAUUUCUCUUCUCCCCAACUUCCUAAGGUCUUUCUUUCCAUUGAUCACACACCAAGAAUUCAUUAUUUGCAGUUUCGUUUAUUUAAUAGAGAAGGCUGAAUUUUUUAAGCCUUCAGAAUAUUUUUUGUCAGUUUUUAUAUCAAGUAUGAAUGCACCUGCCUCAGAUUUAAUGCCCUCUCAGUUCUUUUUUAUUUACUGACCAUUCCUAACUUCAAAAGUAUAUUGAAAGCCCCACCACAUCUAAACGUAAUUGGAAAUAGUUAUUUGCCUAAUCACAAUGGUCAGAACUUCCGUCUUAGCUUGAAUUCUCCAGUCUAGACGUUUUUAGAAUAGUGGUUUAAAAUGCAUGAGUAAAAUAAUGUCUGUGGUUACCAUUAUGUGAGGAGACUGUCACGUUUGUUUCACCACUUAUAUUACAUACAUAAGUUGGUAACAGUAAUGUUAAAGUUGCUAAAAAAUACUUUAAUUUGACACUUACACAUUUAAAAUACAAAACUGAUUAAAAAAUCACAUUUGAAGUAUGACUGUAUGUAAUUUGUUAACCACAAAUUUUAUUUUACUCAUGAAUGACAAACUACUAUUGCAAGAAUAUGGAAGCCCAUUUUCCAACAAUGAAUUAAAAAAAAAUUAAAAGGACUUUUUUUUUAUCUCACAGUUCAAAUUUUUUUCUCAUCAUUGCAGAAUAAAAACCCACAUUUCUGACUUCUUACACUUUUUUUCUUGUAGUUGUGAGUUUAUAUGUUGCAAUUCUGACUUUUUUUUCCUCAGAAUUGUAAAAUAUAAACUCACAAUUGAAAAACAAGAUUGAUAUGUUCUCAGAAUUGCGAGUUCAUAUCUCACAAUUCUGACUUAACUUGCAGUUGCAUGAAACAAGUCACAAUUGUGAGAUAUAAUUGACAUUCUGCAAUUAUCUGCAAUUCUGACUUCAUUUCUCAGAAUUGUGAGUUUGUCUUGCAAUUCUGUCUUCAUAACUUGCAAUUGCAUGUUUAUAUCAUACAAUUUUAACUUAAUUUCUCAGAAAUGCGAGUUUAUAUAGGAAAAAAGUCACAGGUGUGAGUUUAUAUCACACAAUUCUGACUUAAUUGUUCAGAAAUGCGAGUUUAUGUCACAAUUCUGAAAAGUUUACAUCUUUGUAAACUUUUUUUUCUGAAAAAAACUUGCAGAGUCCGAAUUGCCAGAUAAAAAGUUGCAGUGUUUUUUUUUUUUUUUUUUCAGUGGCGGAAACGGGCUUCCAUACAAAAACUCCUAGGUUUCAAGACUACUAAAAUAACUCAAACAAACUACUAAACAAACAGAGAAUCUCUAUUUUUAUUUAUUUUGUUUAUAUGUAAUAUAUACAAACUUUUUCUUUUUCUUUUUCUUUUUGAAACAAAACAGAGGGCUCAUUAAAAUUAUUUUUUGCCUUUUAAUAUCCAGUGAAUACAGUUAAAUGGACCAGGGGCAACUGAUCCUAGUUCACACAUCUUCGUCUAUGGCAUUUCAUGCAUUCAAUCUUCUGUGUCCGGCUGUAACGUGUUGGAGCUUUAUUUAUCACACUGCCUUCUUUUUUUACGGAAGGCUAAAAAUCCACUCAGGAAAUCGGCUCAUUGUGGUUUGAUCCCAUGUUUUGGAUUUGCAUAUGGAGCUGUGUGUGAGAAGUAUAGAUUUCUAUACUGAUUUUCAUGUAGGCUGCAGUUCACUGUGAGCACUGUAUGAAAAUUCCAACACCACAAGCCUAAAGUAUGUUUACUCUCUCUCAGGCUUAGUGAUCUUCUGAAAGUAAGAGCGCAAUCGCACAUAGCAGCUGCUUGACAGUGUUCCAAGCACAGUCCAUUUGCACAACUUGUAAAUAAGAUCUUUCCCUUCUUUUAAUACGGUCAAGUGCUUAACGUCAUCUUUACAAAUGACCUGUUUUGUUUGGAUCAUGUUGGAAAACCUGCCCAUUGGUGACUGUUGCACUGUGUCACACAUCCAUUUUCUUGCAGCUCCCCUCAAAAGCAAAAACAUUCGCAACAAUGUAAGGAUUAAUUAACAAAAAAAAAAAUUGCCAUCAUUUACUUUUUCUUCAGUGAAAGGAGACAUUUCGAAGAGUACUUGAGUCACUUUUC